Quercus robur (English oak) is the source of this 840-nucleotide messenger RNA. RefSeq lists its product as uncharacterized. The record is from RefSeq and is a predicted model, not a curated record. The transcript has a single exon. Lineage: Eukaryota; Viridiplantae; Streptophyta; Magnoliopsida; Fagales; Fagaceae. The coding region runs from base 1 to 840 and encodes 279 amino acids.
AUGUCGGACCGGUAUAAUAAUAACCGACCUCGGAAAGACUUUGUUGGGCAGCCAAGAUCUGCCAACACCAAGGUGGUUAAUGUUGAGUUCCGAGAACUAGUACAACAGGUUCUAGAGAAGAUUAAAAACGAGUCGUUCUUCAAAUGGCUGAACAAGAUGGCAGGAGAUCCUAUGAGGUGUAAUCAAAACCUUUAUUACCAAUAUCAUCAGGACCAUGGACACACUACUGAGGAUUGCAGAAACUUGUGGGACCAUGUAGACCAACUGGUCUGGAAAGGGAAACUAAAGCAACUCUUGCAUCAUUCUAGUGGCCGGGGAAGCCAAACGGGUUCGGAGUUUCAGGGAGAUGCUUCUUUGAGACUCCCUCUAGGCACGAUAAAUGUCAUAUUUGUUGCCCCAGGGAGGACCAGAUCUUGCCCCUCCAGAGUAAUGUCAGCAUCUCGUUAUCCAGUUGAGGAAUUUGGUUCAAUGCCAAAGAGAGUCAAGAUGGGCAUCCCACUGGUGUUAGGUUUUUCAGAUGAGGACAAACUUGGAACCAUACAGCCUCACGAUAAUGCUUUGGUGGUUACACUUAGAAUUGGUGGGUACGAUGUGAAAAUGGUGAUGAUCGACCAGGGCAGCGUAGCUGAGAUAAUGUAUCUUGACCUAUAUAAGGUGCUAAAUUUGAAACCUGAGAAUUUAACAGCCUACAGUUCUCCUCUAGUGAGUUUUGAAGGUAAGAUAGUCAUUCCGAAGGGUCAGAUCAGAUUACCCGUGCAGACUGGCUCGGAUGUGGUGGAGGUGGACUUCAUUGUUGUAGAUGCUUUCUCUCUAUAUACGACCAUCAUGGGUAGACCCUAG